Eubalaena glacialis (North Atlantic right whale) is the source of this 2460-nucleotide messenger RNA. RefSeq names its product extracellular leucine rich repeat and fibronectin type III domain containing 2 (gene ELFN2). The transcript has a single exon. The coding region runs from base 1 to 2460 and encodes 819 amino acids. The record is from RefSeq and is a predicted model, not a curated record. NCBI's taxonomy places the organism in Eukaryota, Metazoa, Chordata, Mammalia, Artiodactyla, Balaenidae. Gene Ontology annotation, molecular function: protein binding. Gene Ontology annotation, cellular component: plasma membrane.
AUGCUGCGCCUGGGGCUGUGCGCCGCCGCGCUGCUGUGCGUGUGCCGGCCGGGCGCCGUACGCGCCGACUGCUGGCUCAUCGAGGGCGACAAGGGCUACGUGUGGCUGGCCAUCUGCAGCCAGAACCAGCCGCCCUACGAGACCAUCCCGCAGCACAUCAACAGCACCGUGCACGACCUGCGGCUCAACGAGAACAAGCUCAAGGCCGUGCUCUACUCCUCGCUCAACCGCUUCGGGAACCUCACCGACCUCAACCUCACCAAGAACGAGAUCUCCUACAUCGAGGACGGUGCCUUCCUGGGCCAGUCGAGCCUGCAGGUGCUGCAGCUGGGCUACAACAAGCUUAGCAACCUGACCGAGGGCAUGCUGCGCGGCAUGGGCCGCCUGCAGUUCCUCUUCGUGCAGCACAACCUCAUAGAGGUGGUGACGCCCGCCGCCUUCUCCGAGUGCCCGAGCCUCAUCAGCAUCGACCUGUCCUCCAACCGCCUCAGCCGCCUCGACGGCGCCACCUUCGCCAGCCUGGCCAGCCUCAUGGUGUGCGAGCUGGCCGGCAACCCCUUCAACUGCGAGUGCGACCUCUUCGGCUUCCUGGCCUGGCUCGUGGUCUUCAACAACGUCACCAAGAACUACGACCGCCUGCAGUGCGAGUCUCCGCGCGAGUUCGCCGGCUACCCGCUGCUGGUGCCCCGGCCCUACCACAGCCUCAACGCCAUCACCGUGCUGCAGGCCAAGUGCCGCAACGGCUCCCUGCUCGCCCGGCCCGCGAGCCACCCCACGCCCUACUCCACCGACGCCCAGAGGGAGCCCGACGAGAACUCGGGCUUCAACCCCGAUGAGAUCCUUUCGGUGGAGCCACCGGCCUCGUCCACCACGGACGCCUCGGCGGGGCCGGCCAUCAAGCUGCACCACGUCACCUUCACCUCGGCCACCCUGGUGGUCAUCAUUCCGCACCCCUACAGCAAGAUGUACGUCCUGGUCCAGUACAACAACAGCUACUUCUCCGACGUCAUGACGCUCAAGAACAAGAAGGAGAUCGUGACGCUGGACAAGCUGCGGGCGCACACCGAGUACACCUUCUGUGUGACCUCGCUGCGCAACAGCCGCCGCUUCAACCACACCUGCCUGACCUUCACCACCAGGGACCCGGUCCCGGGCGACCUGGCGCCCAGCACCUCCACCACCACUCAUUACAUCAUGACCAUCCUGGGCUGCCUCUUCGGCAUGGUCAUCGUGCUGGGAGCCGUCUACUACUGCCUGCGCAAGCGGCGCAUGCAGGAGGAGAAGCAGAAGUCGGUCAAGGUCAAGAAAACCAUCCUGGAGAUGCGCUACGGGGCUGACGUGGAUGCCGGCUCCGUCGUCCACGCCACCCAGAAGCUGGGCGAGCCCCCUGUGCUGCCCGUGUCCCGAAUGUCCUCCAUCCCCUCCAUGAUCGGGGAGAAGCCCACCACCUCCAAGGGGCUGGAAGCUGGGCUGGACACGCCCAAGGUGGCCACCAAGGGCAACUACAUCGAGGUGCGCACAGGCACGGGCGGCGAUGGCCUGGUCCGGCCCGAGGAUGACCUCCCGGAGCUGGAGAAUGGCCAGGGCUCGGCCGCUGAGAUCUCCACCAUCGCCAAGGAGGUGGACAAGGUCAACCAGAUCAUUAACAAUUGCAUCGAUGCCCUCAAGUUGGACUCGGCCUCUUUCCUGGGGAGUGGCAGCGGUGGCGGGGACCCUGAGAUGGCCUUCGAAUGCCAGUCCCUCCCUGCGGCCUCCACCACCUCCUCGACUGCCACCCCUGGGGGGCUGGAGCGGCCCAGCUUCCUCUCACCUCCCUACAAGGAGAGUUCCCAUCACCCGCUGCAGCGCCAGCUGAGCGCCGAUGCCGCCGUGGCCCGCAAGACCUGCAGCGUCUCCUCCAGCGGCUCCAUCAAGAGCGCCAAGGUCUUCAGCCUGGACGUGCCGGAUCAUCCGGCCGCCACGGGGCUGGCCAAGGGCGACUCCAAGUACAUCGAGAAGGGCAGCCCCCUAAACAGCCCGCUGGACCGGCUCCCGCUGGUGCCGGCAAGCAGCAGCGGGAGCAGUGGCGGCGGAGGCAUCCACCACCUGGAGGUGAAGCCCGCCUACCACUGCAGCGAGCACCGGCACAGCUUCCCGGCCCUGUACUACGAGGAGGGCACCGACAGCCUGAGCCAGCGUGUGUCCUUCCUCAAGCCGCUGACCCGCACCAAGCGGGACUCUACCUACUCGCAGCUCUCCCCCAGACACUACUACUCAGGUUACUCCUCCAGCCCUGAGUACUCAUCCGAGAGCACGCACAAGAUCUGGGAGCGCUUCCGGCCCUACAAGAAGCACCACCGGGAGGAGGUGUACAUGGCCGCCGGCCACGCCCUGCGCAAGAAGGUCCAGUUCGCCAAGGACGAGGACCUGCACGACAUCCUCGAUUACUGGAAGGGGGUCUCGGCCCAGCAGAAGCUGUGA